Molecule: messenger RNA, 1899 nt
Organism: Drosophila persimilis
Lineage: Eukaryota; Metazoa; Arthropoda; Insecta; Diptera; Drosophilidae
Gene: SmydA-4
Product: SET domain-containing protein SmydA-8
Exons: 5
Coding region: 232-1833 (533 amino acids)
Molecular function (GO): protein binding
Source: RefSeq, a predicted model, not a curated record
UUUUUGUUUUGCUCUCCGCAUUCCUGUUUUCGGUCUGACUAUUCGCUGGCAUACUGUGCUUGGCUUUGUGCGACUCACGGGAGUAAUUAAUUGACAAGUUGUUAAACAUAUUUAUGAAGUACGGGCCGGCAUUUAAAUUAUCCGUGUUCGGAGCUAAAAAAAUUAACAAUUAAAAUCAAUUAAGAGCAGGAGUGAAACACAGCCAAAUCAAAUUUAAACACAAAUAAAGCGAUGCCGGGAAGGAAAAAAAUCCACCACAAAAGCAACAAGGCUAGGCAUCAGCGGCACCAGAAGGCGGACAGGGACAAUAACAGUGAGCAGAACACGCCUGAGAAGGAGUCUGAGGAUGGGCCCAACUCUGACGCCUUCCACAUUGCACAGUCCGAGAUAUAUGGCCGCUAUCUGGUGGCUAGCCGCCAGCUGGAGGCGGGCGAGCUGCUAAUCACGGAGGAGCCACUGGCAAUCGGGCCCUGCGUGAGUGGAGAUGCGGUGUGCCUGGGCUGCUACCAGCCGGUCGGACUCGGGCGGGAACAGUACCGGUGCCCUGGGUGCGGGUGGCCGCUGUGUGGGGCCAGCUGCCCGGGCCUAGGCCGGCGCAUUGGUCACACUACUGAGGAGUGCGCUCUGUACGGAGAGCGUCGGCCGGCGGCCGCCGAGCUUCUUAACGAUCGCACUAGUCCGCCAAGAGUGAGGGACCUAUACGAGCUGGUGAUGAUCGUGCGGAUUCUGCUGCUGCGCACGCAUGCGCCAGAGCAGUACGCGAUGAUUACCCGGAUGGAGUCGCACACGGAGGAGCGGCGCAAGAACGAAAAGCUCUGGUCACACUACGAGCAGAAGGUAGUGCGGCGGCUUCGUGACGAGUGGAAGCUAGAUGAUCUUGCAGCGGAGGAGGAAGCCCAGGCUGUGCACGAGAUCUGCGGAAUCCUCGACGUCAACUGCUUCGAAAUCGGGCAGAAGGGGGCCAAGGCGCGAACGCUAUAUCCGAGCGCCUUCCUGCUCGCGCACGACUGCAGCCCGAACACUGCGCACACGGACGACCCCCGGUCCUACGCCAUCCUGUUGAGGACAUCGAGGCGCGUGCGCGAGCAGGAGGCUUUGACGCUCAGCUAUGCGUACACGCUGCAGGGUACCCUCAAGCGGCGCUCGUUUAUGUACGAGGGCAAGCUGUUCUGGUGCCGUUGCCAGCGAUGCGCCGAUCCGCAGGAGCUUGGAAGUGACUGCAGCGCGCUUGUCUGCCGAUCCUGCCUGAAGGGCACGGUCCGGGCGGUCACGCCUCUGGAGCAGACUGCCGACUGGGCCUGCGAUCGCUGCGAUCAUCGGACGAAGGCCCUCGACCUGGAGAAUCAACUGGAUCGCAUCAAUAACGAUCUGGAGGCCAUCGACGUUCACGACGUACCAGGACUUGAGAACUUUCUCUUACGCUAUCGUGAAACUCUGCGUCCGAACCAUUACCUUCUUCUGUCGGCCAAGUACUCUCUCUGCCAGAUCUACGGCCGCAUUAAGGGCUACCUGCUGCCCGAAAUGUCGCUUCAUGACAUAGUCCGCAAGGAGCGCUACUGUCGAGAGUUCCUGGCUAUCAUCGACUUGCUGGAACCAGGCCUAACGCGUCUUAGAGGACUCAUCAUGUACGAGCUACACGCUCCGGUAAUGGUUAUGGCACAGAUGGGAAUGCAGAGUGGCCAGAUCUCGCGGCAGGAGUUCCAGCGCCGCCUCAAGGAGGUAUCCAGACUGCUUCAAAACAGUCGCGACAUCCUGCUACUGGAACCAGAGGGGUCCAGCGAACACGAAAUGGGCCUGGCUGCUGCCGAUGCUAUCACCAAAAUGGGGAUCUAAGCAAACUGUCUCAAGCUGAAAUAAAUUUUGUAUAUACCCUCUAAAGUUAUUACAAAUUUGAACCGA